Messenger RNA from Protopolystoma xenopodis, 195 nucleotides. The record is from the annotation of a GenBank genome assembly. Lineage: Eukaryota; Metazoa; Platyhelminthes; Monogenea; Polystomatidea; Polystomatidae.
AUGGACGCUCGACUGAAUGCAGCAUUGCAGAUAGCUCGCAGUCGUGGCUUCGUCAAAGAAGGCGAUCAAAUCGUGAUUGUGACUGGCUGGGCAUCCGGACACAGCUCCACAAAUACGGUACGCGUCCAUCAAGUUCCAAAAGCUGAAACCAAGUUACAGGUGGUGUGCUCCUCGUCUUGUCUGACCAGUCGCUAG